UUUUCCUGUUGUCGGUUGUAAACACAGCUCGUACCUGUUGACUAACACUCUGGUUUUAACAUUCAGACGCUACAAAUUGUACCUCCGGACUCGGCGGAGAGAGGAUAUAGUAAAGAUGCACAUUAAGUCUAUUAUUAUUGAAGGGUUCAAAUCCUACGCACAGAGGACGGAGAUCAACGGCUUUGACCCGCUGUUUAACGCCAUCACAGGACUGAACGGCAGCGGCAAGUCGAAUAUUUUGGACUCCAUAUGUUUUCUUUUGGGCAUUUCUAACCUAAGCCAUGUACGAGCUUCCAACCUCCAGGACCUGGUUUAUAAAAAUGGACAGGCUGGUAUCACCAAAGCUACCGUGUCCAUUACCUUUGACAACUCCAACAAAAGUCAGAGUCCUCUGGGGUUUGAGACCCACGAUGAGAUCACAGUCACCAGACAGGUGGUAAUUGGUGGCAGGAACAAGUACCUCAUCAAUGGGGUCAAUGCUAACAACACCAGGGUCCAGGAUCUAUUCUGUUCUGUUGGACUCAAUGUCAAUAACCCACACUUCCUCAUCAUGCAGGGAAGAAUCACCAAGGUUCUAAAUAUGAAGCCACCAGAGAUCCUUGCUAUGAUUGAAGAGGCAGCAGGCACCAGGAUGUAUGAAUGUAAGAAGAUCAGUGCUCAGAAAACCAUUGAGAAGAAAGAGGCCAAGCUCAAGGAGAUUCAGACUAUUUUAGAUGAGGAAAUAACUCCAACCAUGCAGAAACUACAAGAGGAAAGAUCAUCAUACCUGGAGUACCAGAAGCUGAUGCGUGAGAUUCAGCAUCUGUCACGGCUGUAUGUGGCCUGGUUGUUUGUUUGCGCAGAGGAGACCAAGAUGAAAUCAGCAGAGAACCUGAAGGUGAUGCAAGACAACAUUGCUAAGAUGCAAGCAUGCAUGGCAGAGAAUGAGAGCAAAGUGCAGGAGCUGUCAGCCCAGAUUCAGGAACUGCAGAAGAAAAAAGAUCAGGAGAUAAAUGGAGUGUUGAAAUCCCUGGAGGAGGCUCUAGCUGAGGUACAACGUGUUGAUGCCAAAGCUCAGAGUGCACUUGAUGUGAAAAAACAGAAUCUUAAAGAUGAAACUAAAAAAAGGAAGGAGCUCAUCAAGAAUAUGGAAGAGGACAAGAAAAUGCUUGUGGUAAAAGAAAAGGAGGUGUCUAAAUUGACGGAGCAGCUUCAGGCUCUACAGGAGGAGGGACAGCAGGAUAGCACUGCUCUUGAGGCAGCUGAGCAGCAUUUCAAGGCAGUCUCUGCUGGUCUCUCUACUAAUGAAGAUGGAGAGGAGGCUACACUGGCAGGACAGAUGAUGGCUUGCAAAAAUGACAUGAGCAAAGCAGACACAGAAGCCAAACAGGCCCAGAUGACCCUGAAACAUGCCCAGGCUGAGUUGAAGACCAAGCAGGCAGAGGUAAAAAAGAUGGACAGUGGCUACAAGAAGGACCAAGACACCCUGAAUGCUGUCCAGAGCAACAGACAGAAGCUGCAAGAUGAGCUGGCUAAACUCAACUAUGAAGAUGGAAAGGAGGAGCAUCUGUUGGACCAAAGACGGCAGCUGUCCAGAGAGGUCUCUAAACUUAAAGAGACCUAUGAAAGGCUUGUUUCUCACUUCCCCAACCUCCGCUUUCACUACAAGGACCCAGAGAAAGGAUGGGACCGCAGCAAAGUGAAGGGCCUGCUAGCUAACCUGAUCACAGUACAAGACGUCUCUUAUGCCACAGCACUGGAGGUGGUGGCAGGAGGACGAUUGUAUAACAUUGUCGUUGAUACAGAGGUGACUGGUAAAAAGUUGCUGGAGAAGGGAGAGCUGCAGCGGAGGUACACCAUCAUUCCUCUGAACAAAAUUUCUGCCAAGACACUGAAUGACAAGGUGGUGAACACCGCAAAGAGCCUGGUUGGAGAUGACAACGUCCAUACUGCUUUGUCCCUAGUGGGCUAUGAAUCUGACCUGCGGAAGGCCAUGGAGUAUGUAUUUGGCUCCACACUGGUGUGUGACACCCUGGACAAUGCCAAAAAAGUGGCUUUUGAUAGGCAGGUGAUGACCAAGACUGUCACUCUUGGAGGAGAUAUCUUCGACCCACAGGGAACCUUGAGUGGAGGUGCUCGCUCUCAGUCAGCAUCAGUUUUAUCCAGCCUGCAGGAGCUGAAGGAAGUCCAGGACAAGCUGAAUGAAAAAGAGGCCCAGCUUCAGGAUACUGAACGACAACUGGCAGGCCUGAAGGGAACUGCAGAAAAGUACCGGCAGCUUAAGCAGCAGUAUGAGCUGAAGGUGGAAGAGGAACAGAUUCUGCAGGCGAAGCUUCAGCAGAGCUCCUUUCAUCAGCAGCAAGAGGAGCUGGAGAGGCUGCGCAAGGCUAUAGAGGAGAGUGAGGAGACCUUACGCGUCACCAAGGAGGUGCAGAAACGAGCUGAAGCCAAAUACAAAGUGCUGGAGGAUAAGAUGAAGAAUGCUGAGGCAGAGAGAGAGAAAGAACUGAAAGCUGCCCAACAGAAGCUAAAUGCAGCUAAGGCCAAAGCUGAUGCCUUCAGUAAGAAGCUGAAGCAGAAGCAGCAGGAGUCUGACGCUGUGGCGCUGGAGCUGGAGGAGCUGCGCAGAGAGCAGGCCGGUUAUGAGCAGCAGAUUCAGGCAGUUGACGAGGCUAUGAAGGCCAUCCAGGAGCAGAUCGACAGCAUGUCUUGCACUGUAUCCCAGAACAAGGAGGCUGUGCGGAAAGCCCAGGAGGAACUGGCCAAACAGAAGGAGGUGAUCAUGGCUCAAGACAAAGAGCUCAAGGUGAAAACCACUGAAGCCAAUAAAAUAAGGGAACAGAACAAUGAAGUCCAACUGAAGAUCAAGGAACUGGAGCACAACAUGAGCAAGCACCGCAAAGACAGUCAAGACGCUGCAGACAAGGUCACUCGGAUGCUGGAGGAACAUGACUGGAUCCAAUCAGAGCGCCGCUACUUUGGUCAACCAAAUACUUCUUACGACUUCAAGACCAACAACCCGCGUGAGGCCGGUCAACGGCUGAAAAAGCUGGAGGAGACCACCACGAAACUGGAGAGGAACGUCAACAAGAGGGCCAUGAACAUGCUGAAUGAAGCAGAGGAAAGGUACAACGACCUGAUGAAGAAGAAGAGGAUUGUGGAGAACGACAAAGCAAAGAUCUUGCAGACCAUUGAGGAGCUGGACCAGAAGAAGAAUGAAGCUCUCAACCUGGCAUGGCAGAAGGUCAACAAGGACUUUGGCUCUAUUUUCUCCACUUUGCUUCCCGGGGCCACUGCAAAGCUGGCCCCUCCCCAGGGCGGAGGUGUCUUGGAGGGCCUUGAGUUCAAGGUGGCCUUGGGUAACACCUGGAAAGAGAACCUCACAGAGCUCAGCGGCGGGCAAAGAUCCCUAGUGGCCCUGUCUCUCAUUCUGGCCAUGUUGUUGUUCAAACCUGCUCCCAUCUACAUCUUAGACGAGGUGGAUGCUGCCCUGGAUCUCUCUCACACACAAAACAUUGGACAAAUGCUGCGUGCACAUUUUAGACAUUCACAGUUUAUUGUGGUGUCUCUAAAGGAUGGCAUGUUCACCAAUGCCAACGUGCUGUUCAAGACCAAGUUUGUGGAUGGCAUGUCUACAGUGACACGGACGGCGCUCAGCCAGAGUGAUGCCAACCUUCCUCAGAAAGCCCAAGACAAGGCUCGUCAAAAGGACAAGAGGAACAAGCAGCUCAUCGGCUAAACAAAAUGAAAACGUUCUAUACACCAUAUUAUCUAAAUAUAAGAGUGGUGUAUGUUAAGAACAAACACUUUUGUAUCUGGUAGGGGUAAUUUUCACUCAUCACAGGUUUUAUUCAUCCAUUUUUUAUUGUGGUUCUGUUACUACAUUCCCUGUAUCUUGUGUAUUCUGUCUCUUACUGUCUUAAACAGUCUUGUUUAUAUCAUUUUGUGUGUAUUUCAAAUGUUUUAACUACAUUUUCUCCAUUUCAACUGUUCUUAGUUAUGUUUCUGGAUCUGUUUUGCCACAAAUUGAAAAAUCAAGCAUGAGUUGGAUUUUUUUUUUUUUGAACAGUUAACACAUCUGUAUAUUUUGGUAAAUAAAGUGAGUCAAAUAUAACCAUCCUAAAAUCUAGU
Molecule: messenger RNA, 4110 nt
Organism: Sphaeramia orbicularis (orbiculate cardinalfish)
Lineage: Eukaryota; Metazoa; Chordata; Actinopteri; Kurtiformes; Apogonidae
Gene: smc2
Product: structural maintenance of chromosomes 2
Exons: 25
Coding region: 116-3718 (1200 amino acids)
Biological process (GO): chromosome organization
Cellular component (GO): chromosome
Molecular function (GO): protein binding; ATP hydrolysis activity; ATP binding
Source: RefSeq, a predicted model, not a curated record